Leopardus geoffroyi (Geoffroy's cat) is the source of this 4711-nucleotide messenger RNA. RefSeq names its product NPC intracellular cholesterol transporter 1 (gene NPC1). Gene Ontology annotation, cellular component: membrane. NCBI's taxonomy places the organism in Eukaryota, Metazoa, Chordata, Mammalia, Carnivora, Felidae. The coding region runs from base 121 to 3978 and encodes 1285 amino acids. The record is from RefSeq and is a predicted model, not a curated record. Gene Ontology annotation, molecular function: lipid carrier activity. The transcript is spliced from 25 exons.
UCCUCUUUCCUGACGAGCGCUGGCUCUCCGCCGCCGUCACGCGUCCCCGCCCUCCGCCGGCACGGGAUCCUGAGCCAGCCCCGCGCGCAGAGCCGAGCCGAGUCAAGUCGAGUCUCGCCGAUGUCCGCAGCCCCGCACCAAGGCAGCAUGACCGCGCGCGGCCCAGCCCUCGGCCUCCUCUUGCUGCUGCUGUGUCCCGCGCAGGUGUUGGCACAGUCUUGCAUCUGGUAUGGAGAGUGUGGAAUUGCAUCUGGAGAUAAGAGGUACAACUGCAAAUAUUCAGGGCCACCAAAACCCUUGCCGAAGGAUGGGUAUGACUUAGUGCAGGAGCUCUGUCCAGGAUUCUUCUUUGACAAUGUCAGUCUUUGUUGCGAUGUGCAGCAGCUCCAGACACUGAAAGACAACCUGCAGCUGCCUCUACAGUUUCUGUCCAGAUGUCCAUCCUGUUUCUAUAACCUAGUGAACCUGUUUUGCGAGCUGACGUGUAGCCCUCGGCAAAGUCAGUUUCUGAAUGUUACAGCAACUGAAGAUUAUGUUGAUCCUGUUACAAACCAGACUAAAACAAAUGUAAAAGAAUUACAGUACUACAUUGGAGAGAGUUUUGCCAAUGCCAUGUACAAUGCCUGCCGGGACGUGGAGGCCCCCUCCAGUAAUGACAAAGCCCUGGGACUGCUGUGUGGGAAGGAUGCCGAAGCCUGCAAUGCCACUAACUGGAUUGAGUACAUGUUCAAUAAGGACAACGGCCAGGCACCUUUCACCAUCACACCCAUUUUUUCAGAUCUUCCAACCCAUGGAAUGGAGCCCAUGAACAAUGCCACCAAGGGCUGUGACGAGUCUGUGGACGAGGUCACCGGGCCGUGCAGCUGCCAGGACUGCUCAAUUGUUUGUGGCCCAAAGCCCCAGCCCCCACCGCCUCCUGUGCCCUGGAGAAUCUUGGGCCUGGACGCCAUGUAUGUCAUCAUGUGGAUCACCUACAUGGCAUUUUUGCUUGUGUUUUUUGGAGCAUUUUUUGCUUUGUGGUGCUACAGAAAACGCUAUUUUGUCUCCGAGUACACCCCCAUUGAUAGCAACAUAGCUUUCUCUGUAAAUGCCAAUGACAGAGGGGAGGCGUCCUGCUGCGACGCCCUGGGUGCGGCAUUUGAGGGCUGUCUGAGGCGGCUCUUCUCACAGUGGGGCUCUUUCUGCGUCCGAAACCCGGGCCCCAUCAUCUUCUUCUCCCUGGCCUUCAUUGCCGCCUGUUCUUCAGGCCUGGUGUUUGUGCGGGUCACGACCAAUCCAGUUGACCUGUGGUCAGCUCCCAGCAGCCAGGCGCGCCUCGAGAAAGAGUACUUUGACACGCACUUUGGGCCUUUCUUCCGCACGGAGCAGCUCAUCAUCCAGGCCCCCCACACCAGCGCACACACUUACCAGCCGUACCCCUCAGGAUCCGAUGUGCCCUUCGGACCUCCGCUUGACCUCGCGAUCUUGCACCAGGUUCUUGACUUACAAACUGCCAUCGAAAAUAUCACUGCAUCUUAUAACAAUGAGACCGUGACACUUCAAGACAUCUGCGUGGCCCCCCUCUCACCCUAUAACAAGAACUGCACCAUUCUGAGCGUGUUAAAUUACUUCCAGAACAGCCAUUCCAUGCUGGACCAUGAAAUAGGAGAUGACUUCUUUGUGUAUGCAGAUUACCACACGCACUUGCUAUACUGUGUACGGGCUCCUGCCUCUCUGAACGAUACCAGUUUGCUCCAUGAUCCUUGCCUGGGUACAUUCGGUGGGCCAGUGUUCCCGUGGCUUGUGUUAGGAGGCUAUGAUGGUCAAAAUUACAAUAAUGCCACAGCCCUUGUGAUUACCUUUCCUGUCAAUAAUUACUAUAACGAUACAGAGAGGCUCCAGAAGGCCCAGGUCUGGGAAAAAGAGUUUAUUAAUUUUGUGAAAAACUACAAGAAUCCAAAUCUGACCAUUUCUUUCACUACUGAGCGAAGUAUUGAAGAUGAACUAAAUCGUGAAAGUAACGGUGAUAUUUUCACUGUUAUAAUCAGCUAUGCCAUCAUGUUUCUGUACAUUUCCAUAGCCUUGGGGCACAUCAAAAGCUGUAGCAGGCUUCUAGUGGACUCUAAAAUCUCCCUCGGCAUCGCGGGCAUCCUCAUUGUGUUGAGCUCAGUGGCGUGCUCGUUGGGCAUCUUUAGCUACAUUGGGAUCCCCCUCACCCUCAUUGUGAUCGAAGUCAUCCCAUUCCUGGUGCUGGCUGUUGGGGUGGACAACAUCUUCAUUCUGGUCCAGACCUACCAGCGAGAUGAACGUCUUCACGGAGAAACUCUGGAUCAGCAGCUGGGCAGGGUCCUAGGAGAAGUGGCUCCUAGUAUGUUCCUGUCAUCCUUUUCAGAGGCGGUAGCAUUUUUCUUAGGAGCGCUGUCAAAGAUGCCAGCUGUUCACACCUUCUCUCUGUUUGCCGGGAUGGCAGUCCUCAUCGACUUCCUUCUUCAGAUUACCUGUUUCGUGAGUCUCUUGGGGUUAGACAUUAAGCGUCAAGAGAAAAACCGUCUGGAUGUUUUUUGCUGUGUCAGAGGCUCUGAAGAUGGAACCAGUGUCCAGGCUUCAGAGAGCUGCUUGUUUCGGCUCUUCAAGCACUCCUAUUCUCCACUUCUGCUUAAGGACUGGAUGAGACCAAUUGUGAUAGCGAUAUUUGUGGGUGUUCUGUCAUUCAGUGUUGCAGUCCUGAACAAAGUGGAAAUCGGAUUGGAUCAGUCUCUUUCAAUGCCAGAUGACUCCUACGUGAUGGAUUAUUUCAAGUCCCUCAAAUACCUGCAUGCAGGUCCACCUGUGUACUUUGUCCUGGAGGAAGGGCAUGACUACACCUCUCUGAAAGGGCAGAACAUGGUGUGCGGAGGCAUGGGCUGCAAUAACGACUCCCUGGUGCAGCAGAUAUUCAACGCGGCCCAGCUAGACAGCUAUACCCGAAUAGGCUUUGCUCCCUCUUCCUGGAUCGACGAUUACUUUGAUUGGGUCAAGCCUCAGUCUUCUUGCUGUAGAGUCUACAACAGCACCGAUCGGUUCUGCAAUGCUUCAGUGGUUGACCCUGCCUGCAUCCGCUGCAGGCCCCUCACCCAGGAGGGCAAACAGAGGCCUCAAGGUGGAGACUUCAUGAGAUUCCUGCCCAUGUUCCUUUCUGAUAACCCGAACCCCAAGUGCGGCAAAGGGGGACAUGCUGCUUACAGUUCGGCAGUUAACAUCCUCGGCAAUGACACGGGUGUCGGAGCCACUUACUUCAUGACCUACCACACCGUGCUUCAGACGUCUGCUGACUUUACUGACGCCAUGAGAAAAGCCAACCUCAUCGCCAGUAACAUCACCAAAACCAUGGGCCUUGAAGGAAGUAAUUACCGUGUGUUCCCAUACAGUGUGUUCUAUGUCUUCUACGAACAGUACCUGACCAUUAUUGAUGACACGAUCUUUAACCUCAGCGUGUCCCUGGGAGCCAUCUUCUUGGUGACCGUGGUUCUCCUGGGCUGUGAUCUGUGGUCUGCAGUGAUCAUGUGUAUCACCAUCGCUAUGAUCUUGGUCAACAUGUUUGGCGUCAUGUGGCUGUGGGGCAUCAGUCUGAAUGCAGUUUCCUUGGUCAACUUGGUUAUGAGCUGUGGCAUUUCCGUGGAGUUUUGCAGCCACAUAACGAGAGCAUUCACGGUGAGCAUGAAGGGCAGCCGUGCACAACGGGCAGAAGAGGCGCUCGCUCACAUGGGCAGUUCUGUGUUCAGUGGAAUCACACUAACGAAAUUUGGAGGGAUUGUGGUAUUGGCCUUUGCCAAAUCUCAGAUUUUCCAGAUAUUUUACUUCAGGAUGUAUUUGGCUAUGGUCUUACUGGGAGCCACCCACGGCUUGAUCUUCCUCCCGGUCUUACUCAGCUACAUAGGCCCAUCAAUAAAUAAAGCCAAAAGCUUGGCCACUCAAGAGCAAUACAAAGGUACAGAGCGAGAACAACUCCUAAAUUUCUAGCCCUCUUGCGAGGUCGGGGGACUCUGAACUGUGUCUGUGGGUCGCUCAGCCUACCGCUCACUGGACAGUGGCUGCACCCUCGAGGCCGAGUUGGACACUGGACGGUACCAGACAUCAGGCUACUUAACAGCAGCAGCUUCGGCCAUAGUGCUUUUAAACUCAGGAAUGCAAAUGUGACGCGUGAAUCAGAAGCAUUACGGAAUCGGAAGGCAGCCCCGGGACGCUGCAGGGCCUUCCAGUUCUCCGCGAACCAGACCUAACUCUUGGGCAGGCGGAAGGUGACACUAGCAUGGCUGAGUGGGAUCUGCUCCCUGACACUUUUUAAAGGCCAAUCAAUGCAAUGUUUUUCCUUUUGUUUGGGAGUAAGCCAUCACACAGAUUCUAUACCGUAUUUUUAGUAACAUUUGAGGAUGGUGUAGAUACACUUUACUAUAACAUUUUGUAGUUUAAAGAGCUUUAUUAAUGCAAUAAAUUAACUUUGUACACAUUUUUAUAUAUAUAUAUAAAAAAACUAGCAAGUGAUUUCAGAAUGUCGUAGGCCUCAUUAGAGCUUGGUCUCCAAAAACCUGCUUGAAAAAAGCAACGUGUUCUUCACAGUGUUCUCCUAUAAAAGAAAUGCAGGUUUAAUCAGAUGUGGCACAAAAGGGAAAAGAGAAUGAAGACUUCACAGCUCAUAGAUACAUAUGCUGGGUUUUAACUUAUUUUUCUUUUAUAAAAUACUUUGUUUUCCUAA